This is a messenger RNA of Hydractinia symbiolongicarpus, 3372 nucleotides long. RefSeq lists its product as uncharacterized. The transcript is spliced from 3 exons. The record is from RefSeq and is a predicted model, not a curated record. NCBI's taxonomy places the organism in Eukaryota, Metazoa, Cnidaria, Hydrozoa, Anthoathecata, Hydractiniidae. Bases 201 to 3359 code for a protein of 1052 amino acids.
AAUCAACACACAUUCGUGCUUUCCAUAUAAGAAAUUAGUGUAUGAGGUAAGCCAAACCAUACACAGAUUAGUAUCAAACCGCAUGUGUGGAUUAUAAACGAUAAAAACCACCCCACAUGCGCCACAUCUUCGGUAUAUUUUUACUUCUCACACACCAGUAAAGAAAAAUCAAAUGAAUUAACAAAACACAAUCUUUUGAAAUGUCACUACGGAUAAAAUAUCGGGUUGUGUUACUUACCGCUGCUACCAUCUUUAUUUACUUCCUUGCAUCACACUUCCGUAAGCAAAAUAUUUGGGCAGAGAAAACAAGCUAUCUACCGCAAGAAGAAGAUUUAUUCCAGAAUGAAACAGCUCCUAGUCGUAUCCAUGAUAAUGUUUUGUCUUCAUCAACCAAAUACACAUCGUCAAAAACAGUUACCGACCACUAUGCAGCUAAUAACCAACCUUCAAGAAAUGACUUAUUUACCCAGAAUAAAUAUAACAAUCAAUUCGACGCUGUUCAAGAGAAAGCAAGUUAUGACAAAACGCAGAGCUCGAUCAAAAUGCCAUCGAAUAAAGAAAAACUCCAAACAAAAGACAAGAAAGACGCAGAGACGCAUUUUGCAAACACGAUUUCCACACAUAACGUUAUCGAGGCAAAGAAUAAAGAAAGUAGCGAGACCAUUUUAGAAGAAGAUGAUGACGCAGAUGGCGAGUCAGAAAACAACGAAGUUCCUAUUGAAGAAGAAGAAGAACAAGUUGCAAUUGAAACAAAAAACCAAACGAUUGAUACUUCAAAAAGACCUCCGCAACAACUAAAUGAUUUGAAAGAUCAAGAUGAUGGAGAGUCAACUUUCGAAAUAGCCUCUGGGAUGAACAUCCAAGAACCGAAUGGUAAUAUUCUGCUUUCAGAAAGUAUUCAGUCGCAGAAAGCCCACGGCUCCAUACCACCUCUUACGAAACCCUCCUCUCAUUUUGCAAGUCCCUCGCCUUCGGGUGAAGCAAGCAAAGAUGUAAGUUUUAAUAAUAUAAACGAUAAAAUCAAGUCAAACUCAUCACUGGUAAAUGAUAUUAGCGAGGGAGCUAGCGUCGAAAUGACGCAGCAGAAGCAAGGUAAUGACACAUGUUCAUACCGCCUUAAUAUUGAUAACAAAAAGUCUAAACGAAAAGCAAGAUGUCAGCUGUACUCGAAUUAUAUGAACACGUGUAACGAAGCUAAAAAAUAUUACAACAAGAAAAAGUACCAGAAAAUCCCAAAGUGCAAAAAUAAACGCUACCCACCCAUUUGUCAUUUUAAUACGUCUGUAAACACGGGUGAUUCUGAAACGUUUAACUUGGUUUGCAACGACGAUAUUUGUGGAAAUACUCAAAUUACAUUGGCAGUUAUAAACUCGGGCACCGGUAAAAUGAAUCACAUUGCUUUAGAAAAUACCACGGCUUUGAAAGAAAUGUUUGGGCAUGAUUUUACAUACCUUAAAAUGAAUCCUGAUGUUGACUUUGUUUUUCUUUCUUGCCGAAAAGAUAAAAAAAAAAAAAUUCAUCAGCUGCUACAGCUCCCACCAAAGGUGUCAACGUAUAAGCCAAGCUCUCAAGAAAAACGUCCUAAACUAAACGUUAACGUUUUUGUUAUUGACUCCCUUUCCAGGCAACACUUCUAUCGUAUUUUACCGAACACAGUUAAAGCAUUGACAUCAAUUAGUACCGAUAAGGAAAGCAAAACACAGGUUUUGGAUUUCGAAGGCUUUCAAAGUUUAGCUCCAUUUACUUAUGUCAAUCUGCAAGCAUUUUUGUCGGGCAGUGUAUUUUUUGACAGCAUAUCAAAUCGUAAGUAUAAUUUUGAAAAACUGUUUAAAAUUUUCAAAGAUGCCGGUUAUGAAACGAUGCUCCAGGAAGAUACCUGCUGGUACGAUGCGUGGGGUUCCUUAUUAACCGGUAACCGAAAGUUAAACAGCAAAUCUGAAGUUGAUUAUCAGGAGAUUUGGAAUGAAGUUCAAAAUCUAACUAAAUCAUACGGAGUUGAUAGCGUCGGUCUGACGCAUAUGUCAUGUGAGGUACUGAAACUUUAUGGUGCUACCAAUCUUUAUAAUUCAGAAAAAAUGGUGUGCUUGAAUGGAAAAAUAUUGAGUUCGUAUUUCAUCGACUACAUUGCUACUGCUCUGCACAGUAGAAGUAAGAUAAAAAAUUCAAAACCUCUACUAUCGUAUACACACAUCAACUUUGCUCAUGAGUUCACAGGGAUGCGAUUAAAAGCUAUAGAUAAACACCUCUCAAAAUUUAUUCAAUACCUUGGUACAUCUGACGACACGAUAUCUAUAUUGUGGUCUGACCAUGGAGGCAAAACUAAUAAAUAUUCCAUGGACACACUUACAGGGAGAUUUGAAGUAUAUGAUCCGUUUUUGUUUAUGAUUUUACCAAAAACAUUUUCGAGUAUUGUUGGGGAGACAAGAUUUAACGCCUUGAUAGACAAUCAGAACGCCUUAACGAGUGUUGUGAACUUGCGUGAUAUGCUCUUUGAUGUCCUGGACGAAGUUUCCGUCACGAGCAAUAACAACCAUCAAGAUAAACAGGGUAGCCUGAUGUCUCCAUUUCCACAUGAAAGGGUAGACUGUCAAGACCUUCCCGGAAGAAAAUACUCUCUCUGUAAAUGUAUAAACAAAAUAAGCUUUCUUAGUAUGGAUGACCAUGUAUAUAAACAAUUUCUAACAUGGCUGGGCGAAUUCUCUGCUGGAUAUCUCAAUAAUAAGCUGACGUUGUUGCAGAAUCAUUCUCCAACGCACCGUUGUCUACGUUUAACAGUAAAUUCCAUAAAAAAUAUCAUCGCCAAAGAUUCUGGAACAGGAACGAUAUACGUGUUUGACCUAGUCGUGUUAACCGAUCAACAUAAAGAAGAGUUAUUCAACUUUCAUGUUUUCUUUAACACAAAGCGGAAUGAAAGUUUAGACAUGUUACAAGUUGAACACUGGCAGAGAAUAUCUUUAUAUAAUAAAUACACGGCAUGUAAAGACCCAACUGUAUCCCUAGAAAUGUGCGUGUGUUCUCACAAGAAACAGAGUUAUCAAACCGAGCACGAUUUAACAGAAUAUAAACAGUUUGGUGUCAACAGUAGCACGAAACCAGUUUCUAAUUCACGCUGUUUGUUUUUGAUCACACGUAAACAUUCGAGCGUUGCAACAUUUGAAAUUGCCAAUCUUUGUAAUGAAAAAAUGAACGUAGUUUUCAGUACACCAGUAUUGUACAAUUGGGAAGUAGCAGAGGGACUACCAAUAACAAUAUCUGCUUUUCCGUCAACCAUCAACUUUAUCACUACAUUUUACAAGGUAACAGAAAACACGGAAGAAAUACAACCCCUAAUUGAAAUUAAAAAAAAAAUAAAUAAAUAAUAUCUAAGAAUUA